Molecule: messenger RNA, 1626 nt
Organism: Anopheles bellator
Lineage: Eukaryota; Metazoa; Arthropoda; Insecta; Diptera; Culicidae
Exons: 1
Coding region: 1-1626 (541 amino acids)
Biological process (GO): protein localization to centrosome; centrosome-templated microtubule nucleation; centriole replication
Cellular component (GO): pericentriolar material; centriole; cytoplasm
Molecular function (GO): protein kinase binding
Source: RefSeq, a predicted model, not a curated record
AUGGAUUGCGACAAAUAUCGUUCAACGCCAAAACAUUCGCAAUGUAGCGCUGUCUGCGAGAAAAGUUUUGCUGAUGGUCGAAAAUCAUUUUUAUCGCCAGAAAUUCACCAGAUCCGCUCGCCGUUCAGCUCACCAAAGGCGAAUAGCCAUGCUCGCGGAUACGAAAUUACUGAGAAAAAUAGCUUGUUUCCGCCGAUAUCUCGUUCGUCAUCUCAAUGCUCUGGAAGCACUGAGUGGACGCAUCGUGGCGAUGGAUCGCUUCCACUUAAAGCCACCCACAGCGAACUGUCUUGGGGCAGCACCAGACUCAGACGAAGUGAAAAACGAACACUGCAGAUCAAAAAUACCUCAGAUCGAAAAAUACUAUUGAGGGCAAUUAUUACAGGGCCUGGCUUUCAGCUAUACAGUGUCGAGCACCAGAGGGCCCCUGAAGUGCUAACUCUUCAAAGCCAAGAGUGUCGUACGAUAACCGUUGACUUUUGUCCGACUAUUAUUGGGCCGGCGGUAGGUGUACUUUCGUUUCAUCCGCCUAAUGAUUUGCAUGCCCAACGGAUAGUUAGCCUUUACGGUUACGGUGGAGAAGCAUCAGUUAAAAUCGAAGGCAUUCAGAAGGGACCAGGUGGUCCGUACCUCGAGCUCGGCAACGCCUGCCACCUAGGACGACCACUCGAGAAAUCAUUUUCACUCUACAACAAGGGCAAUCUUCCAGCUUUUGCCAGAAUUGAUAUCGAUCGGAAAAGUCUUGAUCAGGCGCUGCUAGCUUCAGUCGUCUACGUCCAUCCGCGGCGAACAGUCAUCUCCCCAAAUAGUUAUGCUCACAUUAAGGUGGUUUUCAAACCGGGUCGUCAGGAGAUUUCAAAAAUACUUCAGAAACAAGUGGAGGUGCUGUCUGUCACAAACUUACACAUACUGUGGGGAGAUGAACCCACACGGCAUCGAAUUCGGCGCAACAUAGCGAUGGUUAAAUCUAAAGAGGUGAAUGAUCCUAAGCUAGAGGCUAUGACACAUAUUUGUAAUCCGUUCGGUGAGGAAGAAGAGUUGGCUGGUUUGGAUCUUUUUGCGGAACAUCUGUUCGAUACGAUCCAUGAACUGUUUCUUACGUUUCGCGAGUACGAAUUGGUGUUGACUAUUGAUCGUUCCCUGGAUGAUACAAUGCUUGAUUUGUCUAUGGCAGAUGAAGAAUUCGGUGCGUUGUUUAAGACGAUGUACGCAACUGCGGAAGGUAACCCAUCGGCUCGCUUGCCAGUAUCAAACAAUUGCCAGCUUUCGCCGCCUGGCGAAUCUGGAACACAGGCGCUUGGUAUACUGAAGCGUGAAAGUGGAGAAUCGUGGUCAGUCCGACCGACAGCACUCGAGUUUCAAGCAUCGGUAGAACGAAUGAAGCAGUUCGUGAUCAAGAGUAAUUUCUACACAUCGCAGUACUUUGAGCUGAACUGCAAUUAUAGGCAGCUUUUUCGAUUGUCUCCAUCAGAAGGACAUAUUCGUCCCGGUCAGGAAGUUGUUGUAACCGCAUCUCUCCAGCACGUUAAUUCUACCGGUCUGCAACAACAAAAUAUUUUUUUUGUAGUUUAUAUUGAGAAUGAAAAGAUCAGCGUUCCGGUGUCGAUUUACAAUGGUAAAAUUUGA